Aphanomyces invadans is the source of this 852-nucleotide messenger RNA. RefSeq lists its product as hypothetical. Gene Ontology annotation, molecular function: peptidyl-tRNA hydrolase activity. Lineage: Eukaryota; Oomycota; Saprolegniomycetes; Saprolegniales; Verrucalvaceae. The transcript has 3 exons. Bases 1 to 852 code for a protein of 283 amino acids. The record is from RefSeq and is a predicted model, not a curated record.
AUGACCGCUAUCGACAACGCGGCAAAGGCGACGGUGGCACCGGUCGUGCGCCGUCUCCUUGUCGGCCUUGGAAAUCCAGGCGAGAAAUUCAAGCUGACGAGGCACAACGUGGGCAAGAUGGCGGCGAUGCAUUUUCUACAGCAGCACACGACUGAUCCAUGGACCGAUGUGAAAGCUGUGCAUGGCGAAGUCGUCCAAGUGCAGCUGGCGUUUGCAAACGCGAAGGAUGAUGACUUGAUUGAUCUGAUAUCGGAGCGUCGCAAGAAACGCACGCUGGAUGAGGGCGUCCCCUACCCAGUUGUCGACAUCCAUGGGCUCCUGCCAUCAACGUACAUGAAUCGUUCGGGUAUGUCCGUGCGAAGUUACAUGGAUCUACAUCGAUUCCGCCUCAAAAACAAUGCACUCGGGAUGAACAAGCACGACGAGCUCCUCGUUGUCACAGACGACAUCUCGCUCCCGUUUGGCACGUGUCGCUUCAAGGCCAAGGGCGGCCACGGUGGUCAAAAUGGCGUGCGCGAUAUCAUCAAGUGCAUCGCGUCGGAGAAGUUUGCACGUCUCAAGAUCGGCGUCGGCUGUCCUUCGUGGUUUCAAAACUCCAGCAACAACGGCAACCCUCCGCCGGGUCUUCAGCUCGAUCAGUACGUGCUCGGUCGAUUCCAGCCCCAUGAGCUAGACGACAUGGCCAAAUUGAUGGCGUACUGCUCCGCGCUCCUCCGCGUAUAUAUGCAUCGCGGACUGAACGAAGCCACGAUGGUCGCGAACUCGGGCAACAUGACAUCGCAUCAUGCGGCGGUCGGUCCUCGAAAAAAGCCCAAGCGACCGUCCACAGGAGCCACGCACACGUCGGAUUAA